GCUCCCUCUGGUUCUCCUGCUGCUCCCUCUGGUUCUCCUGCUGCUCCUUCUGGUUCUCCUGCUGCUGCUCCCUCUGGUUCUCCUGCUGCUGCUCCCUCUGGUUCUCCUGCUGCUCCCUCUGGUUCUCCUGCUGCUCCUUCUGGUUCUCCUGCUGCUGCUCCCUCUGGUUCUCCUGCUGCUCCCUCUGGUUCUCCUGCUGCUCCUUCUGGUUCUAGCAAAAAUAUUGAGUCUUUUUUUUAGGGAUUUUGUUCAACUCUGUUGGUUCCUUUGCUGAUUGUCCCUCUGGUUCUCCUCCCGGUUUCACACUGUUGGUUCUUCUGGUUCUCCUCCCGGUUUCACUCGGUUGGUUCUCCUGCUGGUUCUCCUCAACGCUGAACUCUGUUGGUUCUCCUCCAGGUUUUAUUUGGUUGGUUGUUCUUUUGGUUCUUCCACUGGUUCUCCAGGUUCUACUCUGUUGGUUCUUCUUGGUUCUCCUCCUGGUCUCACAUUGUUGGUUCUGAUGCUCGUGGUUCUACUGGUCCACUCUGCAGCCAUGCUGGGAAGAACAGGAACCUUCAGUGGACGUUGCAGGUUUGAGCUCCAGCAGUCCCGUCACUCCUUGUCCUCGGCUCCCCCCGAGCUCCUCAGGCGCCAUUACCCAGCAUGCAACGAGAGCAGGAUGUACAGGACGGGGAAGGAGGUGGAGCCAAUGAACGCAGCUCAGAUCAACCGCAUCUUAAAGGCCAACGAAUAUAGCCACACCCUGCCCAGAGGCCCCUCCUCCCAUGGUGUCCUUGGUUUCCAUAGCAACAUGCUGCCAUCUAACCAUCCCAGCGAGGACCGGCGGAGCAGCGCCACCUGCCUGCCGGGCCGCGGCGGCGUGCUGUUCGGCGUGUUCGACGGCCACGCCGGCACGUCCUGCGCCCGCGCCGUCAGCCAGAGGCUCUUCUACUACAUCGCCGUGGCAACCCUACCGUUGAGGACGCUGGCGGAGAUCGAACGCGCGGUGGAGGAGGAGCGGGCCGUACCACCGCUGCUGGAGUGGCACAAACACCCUCAAGACCACAACGGCACCGGAGGAGGAGCGACCUCCUUCCGCAGCCUCCGGAACUACUGGCAGGAGAGACUGCAGGGUGAAGAGGAGGAAGAAGAGGAGGAGGAGGACGGCUGCAGGGUGACAUCAGCACUGGUCGGCGCUUUUCGUCGCCUGGACUACGACCUGUCCGUGGAGGCCCAGGUCCACCUGUCCAUGUGUUCCUCCAGACGUCCGUCUCUCCCCGGGGAGACGUCGUCUCCGUCCUCCCCCCCCUCCCCCCUCCGGGUGGCGCUGUCCGGCUGCACGGCUUGCGUGGCCCACGUGUCCAAGGGCGUCUUGCACGUGGCCAACCUGGGCGACAGCCGGGCCGUCCUGGGCGUCAAGGAGCCCAACGGGAGCUGGUCGGCGGUCAGCCUCACCAACGACCACAACGCGCAGAACCCGGACGAGCUGCAAAGGAUUCUGGGGGAACACCCGCCGUCGGAGAGGAGGACGGUGGUCCGCCAUGACCGCCUGCUGGGCCUGCUGCUGCCCUUCAGGGCGUUCGGCGACGUCCGUUUCAAAUGGGGCGCGGAGAUGCUCUCCCGCGUCUACGAGACGCGCCCGGACGUCCUGUCGGCGGUCGGCGAGGCGUUCCGGACGCAGCCGCCGCACUACCUGACCCCGCCUUACCUGAGCGCCCAGCCAGAGGUCACGCUGCACCGCAUCAGACCGGCGGACAAGUUUCUGGUCCUGGCGACGGACGGACUCUGGGAGCUGAUGCACCGACAGACCGUCAUCCAGCUGGUGGGGGAACUGUUGACAGGCCUUCAGCAGCAAAGACCCAUAAUCCCCGGCGCGGGCAUGACGCUGGGCAGCCUGCAGCGCCUCCUGCUGGAGCGGAGGGACCGGGUCCUGUCGGUGCUGGAGGACCAGAACGGCGCCACCCACCUGCUCCGCCACGCGCUGGGGGACGACGGGUACGGGGCGGUGGCGCCGAACCGCCUGGCCAAGAUGCUGAGUCUGCCCCGGGAGCUGGCCAGGAGGUACCGCGAUGACGUCACCAUCACCGUCAUACACCUGAACGAGCCCGAAGUGGUAACUUGAGGUUUUGUUACACGAUCAUGUUUGUUUUUUAUUGACUUUAAUGAUAUUGAGCUAAAUUAAGUCAAAUUUCAGGUGCUUAAACUUUCCAUUUUAUUUGACCUCAGACCCUCUGUCACGUGUCUGAUUUGACCAAUCAGGUUGAAGCUUUAUGGGAGUUUCCAACAUUAUGAUAAAGUUGUAAAAUAACAGAGAACAGGAUUUGUAUGCAUUAAAUACAAAUUUAAAACACCUUUCAAGACCGGUAAUGCUCCACAAUGUAACUCUAAAUGUAGAGUAGGUUUACUUAAGGUGGUAUUGGUGAGAUCAGAGUACUUCUUCCAUCUCUGGUAAAUGUCUCCAAGUGACCGUGACACAAUUCAAACUGGAUUAAUGCCUUUAUUACAUUUAUUCAUCUCGUCUACAUUUAUUUAUAUUCCGUUUGUAUAUUUGGUAUUUAAUAAACAAGAUUCUGAUAACUA
Messenger RNA from Pseudoliparis swirei, 2559 nucleotides. RefSeq names its product pyruvate dehydrogenase [acetyl-transferring]-phosphatase 1, mitochondrial-like. Gene Ontology annotation, biological process: protein dephosphorylation. Lineage: Eukaryota; Metazoa; Chordata; Actinopteri; Perciformes; Liparidae. Gene Ontology annotation, molecular function: protein serine/threonine phosphatase activity; cation binding. The transcript is spliced from 5 exons. Bases 500 to 2101 code for a protein of 533 amino acids. The record is from RefSeq and is a predicted model, not a curated record.